AGGAGCUAUCCCGGCGGGCCGCGCGUGCGGCCGCGUUUGAAUGGCUCAGAGUGGGCUCGGCCGGGGACCUGAGGGAUAGUCUAGGCUGCCGGGGCGCAGUCGGUCAGCGCCUGGGCUAGGCGGAGGCGCCGCGGUACCAUGAGGCGCCGGUAUUUAAGAGAUUAUGGCAUCUGAAACCCACAAUGUUAAAAAACGCAACUUUUGUAAUAAUAUUGAAGAUCAUUUCAUUGAUGUUCCUAGAAAAAGGGUCUCUAAUUUCACUAAUAAGAACAUGAAGGAGGUUAAGAAAUCUCCAAAACAGUUGGCUGCUUACAUAACUAGAACAGUUGGACAAGCUGUGAAAAGCCCAGAUAAACUACGUAAGGUGAUCUAUCACAGAAAGAAAGUUCAUCAUCCUUUUCAAAAUCCUUGCUACAGAAAAAAGCAGUCCCCCAACAGCGGGGGCUGUGACAUGGCAAAUAAAGAGAAUGAGCUGGCUUGUGCAGGCCGCCUCCCUGAGCAAGUGCGGCAGGGUAGUCGACCAUAUCUGGUUAGCCCCAGUGAUUCUGGUUCUUCACAGACAGAAAGCCCAUCAUCAAAAUAUAGUGGGUUUUUUUCUGAGCCAAGCCACGUCCUGCCUCUGGUAACCACAAAUCUGAUCUCUUUUUUUGUUUCUCAGGACCAUGAAACAAUGACACAGGUUUUGUUCAGCAGGAAUUUGAGAUUGAAUGUAGCUUUAACUUUCUGGAGAAAGCGAAGUAUAAGUGAACUUGUAGCUUAUUUGGUGAGGAUAGAAGACCUUGGAGUUGUGGUGGAUUGCCUUCCUGUGCUCACCAAUAGUUUACAGGAGGAAAAACAAUACAUCUCACUUGGCUGCUGUGUAGACUUGUUGCCUCUAGUAAAGUCACUACUUAAAAGCAAAUUUGAAGAAUAUAUAAUAGUUGGUUUAAACUGGCUUCAAGCAGUCAUAAAAAGGUGGUGGUCAGAACUAUCAUCCAAAACGGAAAUUAUAAAUGAUGGAAACAUUCAGAUUUUAAAACAACAAUUAAGUGGAUUGUGGGAACAGGAAAACCAUCUUACUUUGGUUCCAGGAUAUACUGGUAAUAUAGCCAAGGAUGUAGAUGCUUAUUUAUUACAGUUGCAUUGAGAGACUUCAUCUACUAAAUAGCAUUUGGUUAUUCAAAACACCCCUGGACUAUAUGAUUUCCCCAAAAAUGUCUCAACUGAGAACUGUGAACUGUGGAAGAAAUCAAAACCAUUUUUUCCUUUAAAAAGCCACAUAAUGAAACCACUAAUGAAACGCUAAGGAUCUACUUCACAUUGAAGUGGAAAAAUAUCCAAAAGGAGCAGCUUCAACUUCAGUGAGGUGAAAGUGCACUAUGAAGAUUGUUCACCUUUGCUGCAAUUUGGGAUUUAUAUGGUUAUUUGGUAACAUUGUUUAAGAACUACUGGGUCUUAAUGCAAUCCUGCAUAAGAAUAUAAUUUAUACUAUGUGAAAAAUAAGACAGGACUUAUUACUAGGAAUUAUAAAGACCAAUCAUCAUUACUUUUUUUAAGAUUGUGUUUUAUAAAAAAACACUUAAAUGUGUGCAGCUACUAUUUUCUUAUGUUGAAAAGACUUUGAAAGUUUAAACCAUAGCAGAUAAUCAAUACUAAAAGUUUUUUGUUCACACUGAGAUACUGUGUAUGCAGAAUGCCUUAAUUAUUAAUAAGCCAAUGUGUAUGAUACCAAUAUCUGUUUAAGAAAAUUAAAACCAACCAUGAUUCUGGCAUGAUAAAAUCAUGGAAUUAAAUCAGGGGUUUCCAUUCAUGUAGAAUGUUGUUGUUUAAACUUAUUCCACACCAUUCUUAAAACUUGAGAAUAUUUUUAGUAUCUCUGAUUUAUUUUUUUUUGCCAGAAUCAUCAUGUCAUAUGUGUAUGUGUUAUCCCCAUACAUAAGAAAAAGGUGACUGUGUAUUUGUAUGAAUGCUUAACUGGAAAUGUCCAUGGAGUUGGCUAAUUUAUAUUCACUUUUUAUUGUAUAUAGAUUUCUAAUAUUUUCAGUUCUGUAUCAUUUAAGUUUUCUUCAUUUGAGUAAAUUCACUAAAUAUUUCUA
This is a messenger RNA of Lagenorhynchus albirostris (white-beaked dolphin), 2075 nucleotides long. It is a transcript of the gene KATNBL1, whose product is annotated as katanin regulatory subunit B1 like 1. Lineage: Eukaryota; Metazoa; Chordata; Mammalia; Artiodactyla; Delphinidae. Gene Ontology annotation, molecular function: microtubule binding. The transcript is spliced from 11 exons. The record is from RefSeq and is a predicted model, not a curated record. Gene Ontology annotation, cellular component: nucleolus. Bases 164 to 1126 code for a protein of 320 amino acids.